AAUACAUAGCAGGUGAGACGAAAUAAAAUGGCGGCAACCAUGUGUUGCUUAUGAUUUGGCUGUCAACACAUCAUUAACUUAAAAGUUAAAAAGAAUACCAAAUUAACAUUCGAGCCUGGUCAACUGACACCUUUUUUACAACUGAUUGAUGAUGGCCAAAAGAACUGCAACCCGGGAACUGACUGACAGAAACUGGGAUGAGGAAGAUGAGCCAGAGGAGGCUGGAGAAUUCAUCCAGGCUUCCGAGGAUGUCCUAAAAACCCGACAGAUAAAGAAAGCCAAGAGACGAGGGAUAGAUGCUGGAAGUGAAGGUGGAGCUAGUGUGUUCACAGGAUUCGCGGGCUUCAAGUCAAAGGCAUCCACACCAAGUUUUGGUGGGACUCUCUUAACAGACAAAGACAAAAAUGGUUCAAAUUCAGGAGCAAGUGAUUCAGUUAAAAGUGAGAAUGGUGGCAGUAAAUCGGAAUCUGAAUUCUUAAUGAACUUGAAGAGUUUGAACCAGAGUGUGGUGACUUGGAUUCAACAGCAUGUGGACAAGAACCCAUUCUGUAUAUUGACUCCGAUAUUCAAGGAUUAUGAGGAACAUUUGGAGGAACUGGAGAAAGAGAAGAAGAAAGAAACUGGGAAACCCAGCUCUGACUCUACUGAAAAGGAAAAGCCUGCCAAGGAGACGAAACAGGACACAGCAGGUGCAUCAACUGGAGGGUUCAAGUUUCCUAGCAACGGUUUUGGGCAGUUGAGUUCUACUGGCAGCAGCUUCGGAGGCUCUGCACCGGGAAAUGGUGGCUUCGGGUUCAGUUUCACCAAGAGUAGCAGUGCCUCAAUGGGAGGUUUCUCCUUCGGAUCACAAGCGUCGUCCAACUCGCUUCCCAAAACUGACACCACUGCAGGUGCUGAAGAGGAUGAGUAUGUUCCUCCCAUGGCUGAAGUGACUGAAGUCCAGGAGUCUGAUGCCUUCUACACCAAGAGGUGUAAGCUGUUCUACCAGAAGGAUGAGAAGUGGGUGGAGCGUGGCGUUGGUAACCUGCAUCUCAAGACGGUCAAUGAGAAGCUGCAGCUGGUCAUCCGAGCUGACACUAACCUAGGAAACAUAAUGCUGAACAUUAUCAUGUCAGAACAAAUGCCAGUCAAGAAGCAAGGAAAAAAUAAUGUGUUCUUUGUGUGCAUCCCUAACCCGCCCUUUGACCCAAAAGCAGCCAAUGACAAGCCAUGUCCAAUCCUUCUCCGAGUGAAGACGUCCACCGAUGCUGAAGAACUUAUUGCAAAGAUAGAAGAGAACGUAAAAUAACACUGACUGAGCAGUGUUUGAAGGCUUCCUGUGAUGGCUGUUAUGAUAUAGCAAAUAAAUUCUUAUUAAUUUGUUUGGAAA
Haliotis rubra (blacklip abalone) is the source of this 1369-nucleotide messenger RNA. RefSeq names its product nuclear pore complex protein Nup50-like. Gene Ontology annotation, cellular component: nuclear pore. The transcript has 8 exons. Bases 149 to 1288 code for a protein of 379 amino acids. Gene Ontology annotation, biological process: protein import into nucleus. The record is from RefSeq and is a predicted model, not a curated record. Lineage: Eukaryota; Metazoa; Mollusca; Gastropoda; Lepetellida; Haliotidae.